AUGAGGCUGCUAGUUGUCUGCCUUCUGGGCUUGCUGCUGGCCUUUAUACCUGGGACUAAAUGCCGAAUCCUUGAGCGAUUCAUGGAGAUCAGGAAUCCUGAUAUUGAUCCUUCUUGGUACACCGGGCGAGGGAUCCGACCUGUGGGGCGGUUUGGCAGGAGAAGAGCAGUUGGAGAAAGUGUCCAGAAAUCUGGCUACAAGCACCUGCAAGCUUGCUUCCCUAUAGAAGAAAGCAGUGAAUCUCUGCAAGAUGAAUGA
Molecule: messenger RNA, 258 nt
Organism: Python bivittatus (Burmese python)
Lineage: Eukaryota; Metazoa; Chordata; Lepidosauria; Squamata; Pythonidae
Gene: PRLH
Product: prolactin releasing hormone
Biological process (GO): feeding behavior; response to peptide hormone; G protein-coupled receptor signaling pathway
Molecular function (GO): prolactin-releasing peptide receptor binding; neuropeptide hormone activity
Source: RefSeq, a predicted model, not a curated record